Molecule: messenger RNA, 2697 nt
Organism: Branchiostoma floridae (Florida lancelet)
Lineage: Eukaryota; Metazoa; Chordata; Leptocardii; Amphioxiformes; Branchiostomatidae
Exons: 18
Coding region: 1-2688 (895 amino acids)
Biological process (GO): nervous system development
Cellular component (GO): membrane
Molecular function (GO): protein binding; calcium ion binding
Source: RefSeq, a predicted model, not a curated record
AUGGCGGUGACCGUCCUUUUCUUGCUCUUGGUUUGUCUGUUUGCCGGUUUUGCAGAAGCAAGCACGUCGCUGUCCUGGUUUGACUUUUACGAUGAAAAAGGGAUACCCGGUUUCAACGAUGAAGUGAUCAGUAACAUUAACGCAGAGGAGUGCGCCAGACGGUGUUUAGUGGGAACCUCUACUGUUCCGUCUGGAUCGUGUCUGUCGUUUGAGUAUGACCACCAAAUCGGUCGCUGCAUCCUGAGCAGAUCAACCAAGGACACGCCUGGAGCAGUUUUAGCUGAUAGUGACCCACCAUCGAGAUUUGACUACUACCACAGAAGAGACAGUCCCCACCCCUGUACAUGUGAUUUCGACACCGACCUGUGUCAGUACACGCAGGACACAACAGACGACUUUGACUGGACACGUAACUCCGGUCGUACUCCUACGGGCGGCACCGGUCCAACAGGUGAUCACACCACUGGCUCAGGACAUUACAUGUACAUCGAAUCAUCACAGAACACGGGGCGAAGAGAGGGAGAUAUCGCCCGUCUCAUAUCUCCAACCUAUCUCUUGUUUAGCGGGAGUCAGUGUCUUCUGUUCUGGACGUACAUGUAUGGAGUAUUCCCAGAAAGUCAAGGUGGAUGCCCUUCUAGUGGCUGUGUAGGUACACUGAGAGUAUCUGUGAACGCUGGAGGUACGACGACUGAGAUCUGGAGCAGAUCUGGAAACCAAGGUAACCAGUGGUUCAGCGUCGCUGUGAGCAUUCCAGUCACCGGAAGUUACCAGGUCAUCUUUGAAGGGGUCAAGGGAGGAAACGCACAUGGUGACAUUGCUAUAGAUGACGUCAGCAUCCUACAAGGAGCUUGUCCAGAUGUAGAUGAGUGCGUUCCGAGAGAAGGCAGGGGACCAUGUGACCAGCUGUGCACCGACAAUGUGGGAGGUUUCUCCUGUUCCUGUAAUGAUGGGUUUACUCUUCAUCAAGACGGUCUCACCUGUAAUGGAGUACAAUGUCCGACACUCACAGCUCCAGAGAACGGCGCGGUGAAUGGCACCGGGAACUCCUAUCAGGACGAGGUCCAGUUUACCUGUAACCAUGGAUACCAGCUGAUAGGAGAUUCCAGCCGGACGUGCCAGGCUGACGGGACAUGGACUGGAGCGGACCCAACAUGCAUUGGGCCUGCGGAUAUCACCCCAACAUCGGUUCGGACAUCAGCCUUGUCAUCAACAGAGAUUCGGCUGACAUGGUCCCUCGAUAAUUAUGCAGAACAGGUACAGGGAUACAUUCUUUCUGUGCAACAAGAUGGAACCAACGAUAAUACCUCCAUUGGGCUUGGACAAGUUUCAAGUCUAUCUUGGACAGUGGGUGACCUCACACCCUACACGUACAACGACUUCUGGAUCGUCGCCACCUUCGGAGACUUGCAAAGUGACAGAAGUGAGGUUGUUAGGCAGAGGACGAUGCCGGGAGUUCCAACAAUGCCCCAAAACGUGAGACUGGCGAACCUGUCCUGGUCGGAGCUGCGCGUGACGUGGGACGAGCCGGACAACUUCUACGGUCCCAAGCGAGGUUACGUCAUCAAACUCUACACUUCAUCGGUUUCCGAUGUCGUCCAGAACGGGAUUGACGUGGGGCAAGAUCACACACAGCACAGCUUCAGCGGUCUGGAGGCUGCGAAUAGUUACACAGUAGAGGUCCGUGCAAAUAACGGCAGGAACACAGGCCCUCCUGGUAAUGCAACAGCACGGACAAGCGAUGGAUUCCCAUCAUCUCCCACAAACAUAAUCCGGCAGGAGGAGGGUACCCACUGUGACAUCAGCUGGUCAUCACCUGCGGUACCCAGGGGAGACAUCAUCGGAUAUAAUGUACACGUCCAAUGGUAUCAUCGAAUUGACGAUGGAGAAAGACAGAGGGGUGAAUACGUCAUGAAGUCAACAAAGUCCACAAGUAUCAGACUGCUGAAGUCGACCAAAACGGAGAUUCUGGACCUGCUGCCGAACUCUGUGUACACCAUAACCGUGACAGGUUUCACCUACACAGGGGAGGGGAACUUCAGUCAGACUGUCACCUGUACCGUGCCAGAAGGAAAGCCUUCUAAACCGGAAUCUCCGAAACUGCCUGGCGGAACGAAGGUUGACUCCACAACUUUCCCACUCCAAGUCAAACCGGCACCUGAGAGAAAUGGACCAAUAGGAUGUUACCACGUGGUUGUGGUGAAGAGCAGCAGCACAAACAACAUACCAGAUCCGGAGAUGCUGCAGCCCGACAAGACGUUACAGGAGGCAAAGAACCCCGGAAAUGACGCCAUCGCUUACAUUGCCAUGGCUCUAACACCGGACGCAGUAGGCGAGUCUACUACAGUGACCGUUGGAGAUGGGAGAGUGACCAGUUGUAACCCUCAGCACGGCGGCCGGAAGAGACGCGCUCUGACAUCUGCUGACGUGUAUAACCUGGAGUACACCAACUCCCCACUGGAGCCGGGCUCGUCCUACACCGCGUCUGUCAGGGCUUAUGGGCCGGACGAUGGAGAACAGCCGUAUUUUUCAGCCAGUCAGUACAUGGAUCCAGUAUCAACUGCCGCGGAGAAGAGAGAAGGGAUUCCUGCGCUCCUAGUAGGAAUUAUCGGCCUGGGUGUAGUUUCGGCCGUUCUUCUGGUGGCACUUGUUGCUGCAAUAGCUGUCAUUGUUGUGCAGAAACGAAAGUGAGUGGAAAGA